Pseudomyrmex gracilis is the source of this 5514-nucleotide messenger RNA. It is a transcript of the gene Syt7, whose product is annotated as synaptotagmin-7. Gene Ontology annotation, cellular component: membrane; synapse; axon. The coding region runs from base 2000 to 3166 and encodes 388 amino acids. The record is from RefSeq and is a predicted model, not a curated record. Gene Ontology annotation, molecular function: clathrin binding; phosphatidylserine binding; calcium-dependent phospholipid binding. Gene Ontology annotation, biological process: vesicle fusion; regulation of calcium ion-dependent exocytosis; cellular response to calcium ion. The transcript has 9 exons. Lineage: Eukaryota; Metazoa; Arthropoda; Insecta; Hymenoptera; Formicidae.
CGGAACGGUAGUCCGCGUAGUUUUGGCGAACGGUUGGCUCUCGCCUUGUCUCGCACAAGAUAUAAUUUCUGAUCUUUCGUGAUCUUCUCUCAAUUGAUCCUUUCUCUGUCCUUUCUUCGUAUAUCCUUCAAAUGCAGCUUCUCACGCGCGACUAAGCCGAGACGGUCCUUCUCGUCCGGCCGUUUUCUUUUUUAAACACCGGCUUGUUUCUCAACAUUUGCGAUCAUCUAUAUAUCCAGACGGGACGAUCACAGAGACCGUCCUUCUUCGAGAAAGUGGCGCUCAAAUGAUCAUCAAGUAGCCGAAGUAUUUAUCGGUCUGAAACAUUCGUCUUGGCCGCCACCGACAUUCUUUGGAGAGAGAGAGAGAGAUUGUUUCAUUUUUCUCGUGUUUCAUUCCAGUCUUCAUUGAUACCGGGAAUAAAUAUGAUACAGUCGAAUGUCACCUCAACAUUUUCGCGCUAGAUGACGGAUAAACUUCUCUUUGAUACACAACGGAAACAACGAAGAAAACUUAAGUGGUGAAAAGAAAAAAGAAAAGGACGGGGGAAGAGAGCGGACGAAAAUUAAGAGAGAUUAUUAAUGGUGCCUUUUUCACGGUACGUCGCGCGUUCCAAAUACCGACGGCAUUCCUGACGCUUCUUUCAGUGCGUGUGUGGAAGAACGUGCUUCCGUAAAGAACGUGCUAUUUGAAGAGAAGAACUUCGGAGCCAAGCGUGGCGGAAAGAAACUCGCACUCCGCGUCCGUUCGCGGACUCAUCCAGGACUAUAUAAUGUGAUCGUCAAAUAUACCGUUGUUUGUAUCCGAGAAGAGGACGUUCAAUUGUUGCCGUUGUUGCGUUUGUUUGUUGUUUGUUGUUUUUGAUCAAGCGCGUCGGAUUGAUUCUUAUCUUUCUGGCGCGUGCGGUUCAACUCACGCAUUUCCGGCAUUCCUGGAGAUGCGGGAUAUAGUUCGGUACAGGCGCGUGCACACGUAACUUUCGUAUACAACAUAAUAUAUAUAUGUAUAUAUAUAUAAUAUUACGCAUACACACACAUAUGUGGGAACGUGUCAUCAGUUUUACACGCGAGUCCCAUUAGCGACACUUGCGUAAUCUAGGACAUUUAAAGAGCGCCACAAUUGUGCGAUAAUUUUAACGACCGCUAUUCAAUAAAACAUAACGAGCAAACCAACCAUUUCGAAAUUGGGUUAAAUUGAAGACUUUCAAAUCGUCGGGCCGAACUUCCGAAUUGUAAAGUCGCGCCCUGUGCUGAUGACGUUUCUUUUGAAGAAACCUUUUUUUUUCUCUUAUCUCGCUUAAAGAUAAGCAUUCUUAUUGACAGAACGUGAUCAAUGAAAGGCCAAUAAAAACGGAAGGCCGCGCAGGUAAAUAAUUGAAUGGAAAAAAAACGAAGAACUAAUACAAGCACUCGGGACGAGAGCGUAAGAAAUAAUAGAACGUGUAUAUAGAACGUGAAAGUGUAGCAAAGAGGAAGAAAAAAAAGAAAAAAAAUUAAGUAACGACAAUAAAUUGAUGUAAUAAAAAUUGUCGAUCGACGCACGAAUCAGAACUAUAUAACGCGUUAUCGAGCGACAUUGGAGGAGAAAGGGUGAAUUACCUGCGUCUCCAACGAGAACAUCGAACUGAUCCGUCGAAGCCAAUCCAAGUUCGCGUGUUAUUGCGCUUUUCAUCAUCGUAAAGUUUCUUUCUUACGCAGUGUAAGAAGAUACACGCGCAAUACGUAUCGGGCGCAAGUGAGAGAUCGAAACCGCAGCCAAACGACAAAAAAAAAAAAAAAAUCGAAUCAUGAAACGUGAGACGUCGACGAGCCGCCAGCGAAUCGUCAGGGCGCACAUAGAGUGCAUUGCCGUUGGGAGAUAAAGCGGGAGGAGGGUAAGAGCACUCGUUUCCGUCCGAGUAUCUUUCACGACGGACGAUUAAGUCGAUUGAGAGUUCGCGGAACGCAUCGAAUACUCUUCCGAAUCGUCUUCUUUACGCGAGGAGGUAAUAAAAACGAAAAUGGAAAUCGCGGCGUCGGCUAUGUUAGACGGCCUGAAAAACAAUCGUAUCGGCAAGUUGGCGCUGUCACGGUUCUUAUCGCAGAGUCUAGCGCAAUUAGAAACGACCGGUAGUCCCGCUAGUAAGUCUCCGGCAGGCGGAAGCGGUGGUCCCGCGAGCGGUGCAGCAGGUGCAACAGCAGGACCUGGUAGCGGAAGCAGCAAUGCAGGAAGCGCGGAACCUCGCACGCCAACCGCCGGACUACAGAACAAGCAGCUGCAAAACGUCAAAGGAGAACACCCUUCGAAAGCGUUCUUGCAAAGCAGAUCUAUCUCUUUGGUCGACAUGUAUAUCGACAAUUCGGAACCGAGUGAGAACGUCGGCCAGAUCCACUUCAGCCUCGAGUACGACUUUCAGAACAGCACGCUUAUACUGCGCAUUAUACAGGGUAAAGAUCUACCGGCGAAAGACUUGUCAGGCACUUCCGAUCCGUACGUUCGUGUUACAUUGCUCCCGGAUAAGAAACAUCGGCUCGAGACAAAAAUCAAAAGGCGCACGCUGAAUCCGAGAUGGAAUGAAACGUUUUACUUUGAAGGCUUCCCCAUACAAAAGCUGCAAAGCAGGGUGCUACAUCUGCACGUGUUCGACUACGAUCGAUUCUCGAGGGACGAUUCCAUAGGGGAAAUGUUUCUGCCGCUUUGCCAGGUCGAUCUAUCGGAGAAACCGUCAUUUUGGAAGGCUCUCAAGCCGCCAGCUAAAGAUAAAUGCGGGGAACUCUUGUGUUCACUGUGCUAUCAUCCGAGUAAUUCCAUAUUGACGUUGACUCUUUUAAAGGCGAGAAAUCUCAAAGCUAAAGAUAUCAAUGGAAAAUCAGAUCCGUACGUCAAGGUGUGGUUACAAUUUGGCGACAAAAGGAUCGAGAAACGCAAAACUCCAAUUUUUAAAUGCACUUUGAACCCUGUAUUUAAUGAGGUAUUUUCUUUCAACGUACCUUGGGAAAAGAUCAGAGAAUGUUCUCUAGAUGUGAUGGUGAUGGAUUUCGACAACAUUGGACGAAACGAACUGAUCGGUCGGAUUCAGCUCGCAGGAAAAAAUGGAAGUGGCGCGAGCGAAACAAAGCAUUGGCAGGAUAUGAUCACAAAGCCGAGACAGACCAUUGUGCAGUGGCAUCGCUUGAAGCCUGAGUAAAGGAUACGCUUCCCUUGAUCGACAACAAAUGAUAUUCUGUCGAGCGAGUUCUCGAAGUUGAAGUUACGUUAACGAGGCAACUUUUUCUUUUGCCCGAUAUUCCCGCAACCGAUCUCGACGAGCACCAUUCGCAACGACUGUGUGCAGCAUCCCUUUCCCCUUACACAUCGCACUCACGGCGUUCUUAACGAUGCUGGUCGUCGAGGAACCGUGCCGAUCGAAAUGUUAAUCGCGAUUGAAACGAAGCGUUUUUAUUGCUUUUUGUUGUCUAGCUGUCAUUCCGUAAUGACGAAUUACGCGAUUCUAGCGUUAUUGUAACACAGCGAUAAAACUUGAAUUCUUCGAAAACGAUUCGGUCGUUAGAACACAAAGCGCUCUAAACGCUUCGUAUGGCAUCGCCGAACUUAACGCGAUGAGAAUGCGUGGAAUCUCUGCAGAAAUUACAGUCGUGCAAAUGGCAGGCACUUUAACAUAAAGAAGAGGAAGAGCGAUAGCUACGGGCGAAACGCCGUAGCGAAAUCGAGAAGCUUCCCCUGACAUGUCAAGUGCCGUUUUCUGUUUUCACCCUUCUCUUCCUAUUUCCUUCUUCCGUGUCUGUCCUGUUGCCGCCCGGUGCGACGAUGAGCGAUACAGAGACUACAAAGUUAUCCUCGUGAAUAGUAUUCGCUCUACGACGAACACUCCGAGCGUUUGUUUAUCAGACGACGCAAUCGUCUAAUGGACGUUGUUAAUCUUGCGGACGGUUUGUGUUGUUUGAGUCUUGCAUGCGCUCGCGAUGAGAUUAUAUAUGCAUUGUCACGGGAUUCUAAAAGAAAAGAGGCAAAUAAGUGAAAGAGAGAUAGAUACGUCGCGUUUUUGGAAGAAGUGUUGCUUUUGCGAGAAAAAAUUAGUGUUAUUAUAUAACACUAAUAUAAAUAUCAAUUUCUCGCGAUGUGUGUGAUAGGUUUUUAGUGAAGUUCGCCCGUAGAACGGAGGGUUUGUGUACAAUAUUUAAAAAUUUCACUACUGUGAUCACAUUAACUCAGAACUAAAUGCGAUAAUCAUAGGCAACGUCAUCGUUACACGCGUACCGUCUUCUUUCACUUGCCCCUUCGAGUUCAUCUAAAUGGAGUGAAUUAUUUUUUCGUCAAAGAACGAAAAAACAAAGAGAAUCCAAAGAACGGCAAAGCUGAUGAGUCGUAGGAUAAUGAGUAUUAAUUCAGCAUAAUAGUAACGGUUACGCAUACACAUUUAUAUAUUUAUAUUUGUAAUAAAUAUUAUUAUACGCAUUAUAGAGUUACGUGACCAAGAUUUAGCGAAGACACGUUUGUUGUCUCUCUGUUAAAUUUGUAAAAUUCAUCCUUUUCCAAAUAUCUACAGUGAAAACUCCCGUGACAAGCUGAAUAAGUCUUGUAUCAAACAAAGUUGAGCAUCUAUUUUCUUUAAUUCUGUUUGCAUUUUUCGAUCUCUCAAAACUUAUACAUAAAAAAAACUAACGUGCAGAAAUGUUUGGUAAAAUUGAGCACAUUUAUACAAAUAUAUGAUCGAACAAUAAUUAUAAAUACAACUUUAAAGCCAAUUGUACAAUUGACAUUUGUACAUUUAAUAUUAUUUCAACAUUCAAAUUUAUAUUUUUGGAGAUGUUUUAAAUUAUUUUUGAAAUAAUUUCCUGUGGAAAUCAUUGCCUGUUAUUUUUCGCGAUUGCAUUAUAUACACUGACUGGCAAAACCCUUAACAUUUACAAGAUUUUUAGCCCGCCUCAAUAUUUUCCCAUUACAGAUACUUUAUAGUUAGAGUUUCAUUACGUUAAACUAAAAGUUAAAAUAUUAAAAAGAAAAGUAGUAAAAAACAAUUAUUAUUCAAUAUAAUAUGUGCAGUCAUAUUGCAUAAAAUUCUAUACAGAGUAUUUCUAGUAAAUGUUAAGGCAUUGAUGCUGAUCUUUGUACGUAUUUUACUCUUUCUGGUCGUACCUGAAAAAUAUGUCAGAGAUGAAGUGAAUCUUCGAGAUUGCAUCACAUCUGAAGUGGCUUUAGAAUUACUUUGCUAAUAAAGUUUCAAAAUUGAACUACUUUAUUGGAACAGCCUUGUUUAUCGACUAUGCAGAGGCGAUCACAUUUCGGUAUAAUUGGAUAGAGUAGACUUCCGGAAUCAACCUCGCUAAAAAAAAAAUCAUUGCAUACAAUUUCCUUUAGUUCUAUCAAAAUAUAUGUAACAAUUGGUUCAUUGACACAAAUUACACACAUAACAUUGAUGUAAUCACUCAGUAAUGCUACACAUAUAAGUAAAGACAGAUGUUGACAAAACUUUCGCAAAAGAUUAUAGUCAUAGUUUUCACAAUCGUUGAUAUUUGUGAUGUUUCGAAAAUACAA